AUGCCACCAAAAAAAGGAAAAAAGGCUGCUCAAAGCAAGAAGGUUGAAGAAGUUAAGCCUAGAGAAACAAGGCUAACUAGUGCAAGCAAAAAAAGAGGAUCUAAUAGAAAUAGUGUAGAUAAAAUAUAAACUCCAAAUCCAUAAAAGCAAGAAGAAAUCACUGCAUAUAUGAAAGAUGAUAUUGUAAAAAAAGAAGUAAAUGGAAAAAGUUUAGAAGAUGAUUAAAAGCAAAUGGAAGUUUUUAUUUCACCAAAAAAAGAUGUGCACCAAAUAGGAAAAUUGCACUUCACUUAAAAUUCAACUUAAAGCAAGUUGAAUACUCCAUCUUAAAAAAUAACUGCUCAACCUAAUAAAGUGGAAUCUAAGACACUUUUUACACCAUCUAAAGUUUAAAAGAAAAUUUGGAAAGUUAGUUUAAGUGGUUUUACAAAGCAACUAAAAGAAUAUAAUAAAAAUGCCAUUAAAAGUUUAAAUGGUGAAUAUUAUGAAAAUUUUCAACCUGGAAUAGAUGUUCUAAUCGCUUCAAAAGCUUUAGGUGCUAAAACAAAACUUUCUUAUGAUUCCGGAGUACCUAUUUUGAAUGUUAAAUGGUUGACAGAUAGUAUUGCUGAAAAGUGCUUUAUAGAAGAUAUUAAGAAAUAUUUAUUAAAACCAUUUGAAGGCUGCAUGCUUAACAUUCUUGGUUUUAGCUAGGAUGAGUAUUAGGUUAUUAAAUAAAGUGUCAUGGAUAAUGGUGGCGAUUGUAUAAAUGACUUAAAUUAUGUUCAGAAAUCAUCUGAUUAGUAAUCUUCUAAAAUAGAUAUGACAGUAAUCAACUCAAAAAAUAACUCCACAUCAUAUUUAAAUAUCAUCAAAACUCCAGCAGUAGAUGAAAAAUGGAUUUAUUAGUGCAUAAAUAGAUAAAUGUUUGUGUUUCCUAAACACUAUGUCAUUAAUAAACUUGACUUGAAUUUUAAUCUAUGCUAAGAGGAAUAUAUUAACAAAAAAAUGAAAGAAUCUGAAUGUUCAUAAAAAGAUUGUAAUUAUUUUUAGAACUGCACUUUUUAUAUUCAUACUUAGUUUUUGGAUUAGUAGAAACUUAAAAUUAUCAAAAAUUUAAUCAAUUAUGGAGGAGGAUUUUAUAUAAACUAACUUUUGCCUUGUAUUACACAUAUAGUAACUCCUUAAUACACAAAAUAAGAUUUAGUUGAAUUCAAUUAAUUUGGAAAUUCUAUAUUUUUAGUCCACCCUGAGUUUUUAUUAGAAGCAUCUUUUAUAUACAAAAAAUUAAACGAGUUAGAUUAUCAACCUUAGCUUGUCGAAUAAUAAGCAAAUAGUUAGCAAAUAUUCUCUUAGGAAAAGGUUAAAAAUGAUACAAAUGGAUUUUCAUCAACUCAACAACAAGUUAUUUAAACUAUUUCAGCAAUAGCAAAUAAAAAUAGAGCUAGUAUAAAUAAUCCUAUGGGAAAUAUGUUCAAUAGUUAAACAGGAAAUGGCAACUUGUCAAGAAUGAGCAGUUUUAAUGGUAAUGGGAAUCCUUUCUAAGGAAUUAAUUAGCAGUAAAUAGCUCUUGCAAAUAUACCUGAAAAUGAAGAAGUAAGUGAAAAAACUGAGUAAAAACAAAGAAAGUUAACUUUUAAGUAGUAAAAAUAACUUGUCACUGUUAAAGGAAAUUUAUUUAAGAAUUGCUACUUUUACUUAGAAAUGAGUCAAUACAAGGAUAAGCUAAAAUAGUAUAAAACAAAAAUAUUUGAAAAUCAAGGAGAAAUUUUAAGCUUUAUAGAUGAAAAAGUUAGAGAAAUAUUUUAUAUCUUGGAUGAUAAGCCUCAAAGUAAAGUAAUUAUGGAAAAGCAGUUUUAAAAUGCCUCUUUCUACAGCUAUCGUUGGAUCGAUUUUUGUAUUGAAAAGAAGUAAAUUGUGAGAAAUUAUUAAGAUCAAUAACUAUUUUUCCUUGCUCCAUUCCCUCAUUCUAUGCCUCUGAAAGAAUUCGUUGGUUUAAGUGUUUAUUGUUCUGGCUAUAAUCCUAAUGAGAAAUUGGCACUAAAAGAGACAAUCAAAAUAAUAGGAGCACAUUACGAAUUUGCAUCAGAAAAGAGAUGCUACUUAAUAACAGAUGACAAAGAAUGUAAAAAAUAUAGAUAUAUUCAAGAUUAACAAUAGCAUCUAUCUUAAGAAGAAUACGAAAUUAAAUGGGGAAAAUUGAUGAUUGUUGGUUCUUUUUGGCUUCUAGAAAGCGUUACUUAAGGAAAGCUUCUUGACCAUGAGCCCUACAAGCUUUGA
Molecule: messenger RNA, 2259 nt
Organism: Tetrahymena thermophila SB210
Lineage: Eukaryota; Ciliophora; Oligohymenophorea; Hymenostomatida; Tetrahymenidae
Product: BRCA1 carboxy-terminus (BRCT) domain protein
Exons: 5
Biological process (GO): DNA replication initiation; mitotic G2 DNA damage checkpoint signaling; mitotic DNA replication checkpoint signaling
Source: RefSeq, a predicted model, not a curated record